This is a messenger RNA of Staurois parvus, 309 nucleotides long. NCBI's taxonomy places the organism in Eukaryota, Metazoa, Chordata, Amphibia, Anura, Ranidae. The record is from the annotation of a GenBank genome assembly.
AUGUUGCUUAGUUCCUCUCCAACAAGCAUGCGUUCCUCUGCUCUCAUAAGCCUUCCUGGCAACAAUCUCAUCAGCAUUCCUGGCAGCAAUCUCAUCAUCUUCCUGGCAGCAAUCUCAUCAGCAUUCCUGGCAGCAAUCUCUGGUUACUGAGGGACGCUUUCACACCUGGAUGUCAUCAGAUUCUCAGCUCACACGGCCCCUUAUUCACCAUGCUCCAAAACAUAGCUUCUCUCUCUCUUUUCUGUUCUCUCCAACUCUGUGUGCAAAACCCCACCUCUGCAUGAAUAUACAGAUAUCUAUGCAGUCUGA